GCCUUAUCUAUCUGCGUAAAGGUUGUACUAUCUGCAUAUUCCAAAGUGCAAUUAUUGGCAACGUAACUUUAACUUCAAAUGGAAUCAGUGUUUUUAUUUGGAUUCCUGUUGACAUCCUCGUUUUGGUUUGUUAAUGGAGCCGGAAGCGGAUGUCAAGAUAUAGAUCACGACGCAUGCGUACUAAUGGCCAAGCAAAAUUCAAAUAUUUGCUCCGACAAGGUACUUUCGCAAUCAGCUUGUCCAAAAUAUUGCAACAUGUGUCCUGUAACAUGCUACAACUGUAACACAACAACCUCUGACGUCAGCAAUUGCAAUACAGUCACGUGUGCGACAGGCGAGAUGUGUUUGCGGACGACAGUGAUUGGGUCAGGGAUAACUCACAAAUACAAAUUGUCAUGUUCCGGGGCACCGAUUUGUUCCGUUUUCCGAAAGAGGAAUCAAAACUCCCCGAAUGCCAUCGAAUUAAAAUCACGCGGUGUUUCGGUAGAUCAUCAUUGUUGUGAUACUGACUUAUGCAAUACUCCUCUUCAACCAACGUCUACCACUCGUCAAACCACGCCUACUACAACUUACCGUCCCACAACAAGGCCUCAUGUCUAUCAUACAACUACAACCUCGUAUUGCAGUCGAGACAUCAUUAUCAUGAUCGAGGAUAGCUCAGAUCUAUAUUUGUACUACAGCACUAUAAAAGGCACACUGCAUGAAAUCCUCCAGAAUAUUGAUAUUGGACCGGAUAGAACAAGGGUCGCUUUAGGAACGUUCGGUUUACAGCAGGGAACCAAACUCUGGGACUUGGAUAGAUACACGACGAAACAAGAUGUCCUGUCGGCUGUGCAGAACAUCAGGUUUCAACAUUACCAAUCUAACGCAAAUAAUCUUGUGGCAGUCCAGUACGUUCUCGACCACUUUCGUCAAGGCAAUAGGGCGCACGUGCCUGAUGACGUCAUUAUCAUCAGUGAAGCACACGCUCUAAAUAUUUUCAAUCAUCAUCAGGAGGACGUUGCUAUAAACCAACUGCAUCAAAUGAGUCGUAAUGUGAUCGCGGUUGGUUUGGGAUCAGUCAAUCAAAAUGAAAUGAAUUGGGUGGCCACUGAUAGGAACCAUUUCUAUCUCAUUGAGAACAUAUUCCACUUCAAUUUUCAGAGUUUUGUUUAUACAGUUACUAAUUUGAUUCAUUGUAAUUAGUAAAUUAUAAUGUUGUUCGUUCUCUAGUAAGUAAAAUUCGGUCAAUUUCCUCACUUUUCCUUACAUUCCGUGAUACAUAAUCAUCAAGAAGAAAUCGCCAAUAUGACUAUAAGCUAUUCGAAUCUUGUGAACUGAUUGCUUUUUAAAGAAAUACUACGUGUGAAUAUCCACGAAAUAGGCCGGGCUUUACUGACUGUAAAUGAAUGCAAUAUAUUUGGAAAUAAAUGGAUUUAAAGUGUG
This is a messenger RNA of Ruditapes philippinarum (Manila clam), 1425 nucleotides long. RefSeq lists its product as uncharacterized. NCBI's taxonomy places the organism in Eukaryota, Metazoa, Mollusca, Bivalvia, Venerida, Veneridae. The record is from RefSeq and is a predicted model, not a curated record. The transcript is spliced from 7 exons. Bases 79 to 1185 code for a protein of 368 amino acids.